Molecule: messenger RNA, 1074 nt
Organism: Gekko japonicus
Lineage: Eukaryota; Metazoa; Chordata; Lepidosauria; Squamata; Gekkonidae
Product: nuclear mitotic apparatus protein 1-like
Exons: 1
Biological process (GO): establishment of mitotic spindle orientation
Cellular component (GO): spindle microtubule; centrosome; spindle pole
Molecular function (GO): microtubule binding
Source: RefSeq, a predicted model, not a curated record
GAGAAGCUGAAGAAGGAGCUCCUGGAGAAAGGGAAGGAGCUAGUCCAGAGCAGAGAGGCCGUGGCGAGGGCCGAGGAGGAGCUGGCGGCCCUACGGGUUCUGGCCCAGGAGAAGGGGAAAUCCGAGGAGAGCUGGAAGGAGCAGAUGUCCCGCUGCCUCCAGGACGCGGAGCGGAAGAACAGCCUCCUCGGCAGCCUGGAGAAGGAGCUGUCCCUCACGCGCCGGCAGCUGCUGGAGAAGGAGGCGGAGAGCAAGGAGAUGCGGCGGCUGGCUGUGGCCGAGUCCGAGAAGAGCAAGAAGCUGGAGGAGCGGCUGCGGCUGCUGCAGUCCGAGAUGGCCACGGCCGCCUCCCGGGCCGCCGAGCGGUGCUCCACCAUGAAGGCCGAGGCCCAGGGCUACCAGAAGCAGGCCGAGGAGCUGCAGGGCUCCUCGGAGGCCCAGAGGAAGGAGCUGAGCGCCCUGGCCAAGCGCGAGGAGGACCUCCGCAAGGAGUUCCGCGCCCUGCAGGAGAAGGCCUUCCAGAAGGAGCAGAUCCUGGUGGCCCUGCAGCAGGAGCUGACCGGCGCCCAGGCCACGAUCGGGGAGCUGGCGCCCGUCAAGGGCCUCUACCAGCAGCUGCAGGCCGAGCAGGCGGCCCAGAAGAGCCAGCACCAAGAGGAGCUGGAGCGGCUGUCCAAGGACACCGGCGCUUUGCAGGCGGAGCUGGCCCGCACCAAGCAGGAGCUGGCGGAACUGCUUUCUCUGAAGGAGAGGGUCCCCGAGCAGGAGCGCCGCGUGCAGCAGCUGCAGACGGAGAACGCCGGCUACGCGGAGAGCCUGACUGCUCUGCAGCGGGCCCACGCCCAGCUGGCCGAAGAGAAGCGAACUCUGGCCGAGCAGGCCAGCCACGGGCAGCAGCGCCUGGAUGCGGAGCUGGCCCAGGCCAAGCAGAGGCACGCCCAGGAGCUGGAGGAGGCCAGGCGGGAGGCGGAGAAGCUGGUGGCCGUCAGCAAGAAGGAGGCUGAGGAGGCCCAGAAGAAGCUGGAGGGGGUGACGGCCAAGUACGAGGAGGCCAGGCAGAAGCUGCUGGUGCAG